Messenger RNA from Beta vulgaris subsp. vulgaris (sugar beet), 851 nucleotides. RefSeq lists its product as hypothetical. Bases 159 to 599 code for a protein of 146 amino acids. The record is from RefSeq and is a predicted model, not a curated record. NCBI's taxonomy places the organism in Eukaryota, Viridiplantae, Streptophyta, Magnoliopsida, Caryophyllales, Amaranthaceae. The transcript has 2 exons.
GUACUAUACGCAAAUACCUUAUAUAAUAUAUUAUGUGCUGCUGAGCACAUAAAUCAAAGUAACAGUAACGCCGGAGUUCAUAAAUAUCAACUAGAUACAUGCACUGGUGAAUUUGGCACGCAGCUACUACAUCAAAACAUUAUACAUGCAUCAUAUUCAUGGCUACUAGAGUUUCAAUUUGGACAAUAAUCUUGGUAGCAAUGGUACCAUGCUUGCUAUUUUUCUAUUUCGGAGAUCCUCAAUUACAAGAGAUACUAGGAAAGUCCUACAUUUUCAGCAGUAGAGCAAGCCAUUACUGGAAUGCUUUAAAGCUUCCUAAUAUUCCUCGCUUCUUCUACUUCUUUCUCCCUUCUCAUAUUGAGAAAAAUGGUGCUCAAUUGCGGCCCAACAUAGAAGCCAAUAGAGGAGAAGAAAGAGAAAAGAGCAAGGUAAUAGAAGCAGCUGAAGAGAGCUUAGCAAAGACACAAUCUAUGAUGGAAGAGUCUGCAAAAUCCGCGGCGGAGGUGGCUGGCGAGGCCGUGCACAGGGCAGCGGACAUGGUGAAGGAGUCCCUCUCUACAUCUACACCCGAAGUUCGGCGGCCUCGGUGUGAACUUUAAGUGAAAACAUCAUUUAUGCAAAAUUUUUGACAUCAUUAUAUAUAGUCUAAUCUAGUAUAGUUUCUUUAUCUAUAUAUAGACAUGGAGUCCUUGCAUUUUUGCAUUAGUACAUUGUGUAGGUUUCUGAUGAAUAAUAAUAGUUCAUGUCCCUUGGAAAAAUAAACUUUUUUUUGGGCCUGUAUGGAUGUGUGAUGCAAUUCAUGAAUAAUCUCAUGUAGAAAAAUCACAAUAACGGAUUGUAAAUUUUUAUGA